Messenger RNA from Microstroma glucosiphilum, 916 nucleotides. Its product is annotated as ribonuclease H-like protein. Gene Ontology annotation, molecular function: nucleic acid binding; RNA-DNA hybrid ribonuclease activity. The record is from RefSeq and is a predicted model, not a curated record. The coding region runs from base 290 to 814 and encodes 174 amino acids. NCBI's taxonomy places the organism in Eukaryota, Fungi, Basidiomycota, Exobasidiomycetes, Microstromatales, Microstromataceae. Gene Ontology annotation, biological process: DNA replication, removal of RNA primer. The transcript has 4 exons.
AUCUGAACACUUGCUGUCUUGGUAAUCCGCCUUUGAAUACAGUCCCUUUCACUCGUGACUGGCGUUGGCUACACCAGGGGUUUCUGGAGACGUCGUUUUCUCCUUGGUAGGUGUGCUAAAGCCCGGCGUUUCUCCGAGCCCGAGGCCAGUGGCAAUGCAGAGCCGCUGCAUUGAAGUGUGCGCUUUGUUCUUGUGUCGCCCUUGAAAUUGACGGCGGCAUAGGCAAAGCCGCGUCAGUCGUUCCAACCACACACACCCUGUCCUCUGCCUCCGACGCCCUUCCCCUCCGAUGUCUUGCCCCUGCUACGACGGCCCCGAGUGGCACGUCCUCAACCUACGCUUCGAGAAUUGUGUAUGUGAGAAGAUCAACGUCUAUUGCGACGGGGCUGCCUCGAAGAAUGGGUACGAUGGCGCUGUUGCCGGCUGGGGCGUCUGGUUUAAGCAUUCCGCCAAACGCCAUCGAAACGCUUCAGGUCCUGUCUCAGGCAAACAGACCAGUCAAAGGGCUGAGUUGAUGGCUGUCUUGGAGGCAAUCAAACGAGCUCCUUACCCUGGUCAGCUCAUCAUUCAUACGGAUUCACAGUACGCCAUCAACUGCCUCACCGAUUGGCGCGACCGAUGGGAGAAGAACAACUAUAUCACAAGCAAGGGAAAGCCCGCCGAGAACAGGGACCUCAUCGAUGCUGUCAUGGAGGUGCGAAGAGAGCGCGACACUAAAGUCGUCUUGAAGCACGUCAGCGGCCAUUCGGGCGAUCCUGAUAACGAUGCAGCCGACGAGCUUGCGAAGGGCGCAACCAAAGGCUACUACAUUUGACUGCGCCUUCACGUGCAAGACAGAGCCCACCGUUACUUUUGACGGUCACCACACACGACACACAAGCAAGCAUACCAAGUGAUUAGCGUUGAGUCUCUCACA